GGCCAGCAGUAAUACACAAUGGAGGUCGAGCGGACAGGUUUUUCGGGUUUUGCGGGUUCGUCCGACGGUGGUGAGGCCGCUAGUAGCAGCGGACCCUCUGCUACCACACCAGCCGCCAGCCCUAACAGUAGGGCCCAGAGUCCCGUCAAGACAUCAGUAACAACCGGCACGGCGAGUCCCCCAGUCGACAGCCCCACCAGUGAGACUGAGGAAGUGACGGAGGCGCUGGUCCGAACAAGGUCGGCAACAUCCGAACGCAUGUCGGAUAUGCCCGAAGGAGACGAAGGUUGGCGAGCGUAUUACGAACAUCCUUUGACAGCAGCAACUACAGCCAUGUUGAACAUUAGCGGUGGGGGUGAAGAACAAAGUUCAAAUAUAGGACUACUGUAUGAAUACUACAAGCUUCCUCCAAUGGAAAAGGGAGACAAAUCCCUAAUGGAAAAGUACUCAUCUCUACCAGAAAUAUGGAGCACUGCUGUGACAUCGCCCAUAGGAACUACCACCAUAGCUCCCACCAUUCAUCACUCAGCACAACAGCCACAUCCAAGGCCACAUAUGAAAACUGUGACGUCGGUCGUGGCGAGUACCCUUACGUCAGGCACAAGAGCUGAAGAAAUGGAUAUCUAUCUGAACAAUGUCUCUGUCAAACGAGAACCUGAAGAACUGACUAGUACUCUUCCGUUGGUGAAUGGAAGCAAAUCGGAUUCUCCUGACUCCAACAAGCAUGAUCCGGUGAAAUCUGUUACCCCUUCACUAAUUUCAUCUUUACCCAAUGGGGACAGCGCCCUCUCUCCAGGAGAUCCUCCUUCGAAUCAGACUAGUACCGCAAUUCCAGUAGUAGUGCAGGUGAAGCAAGAGAAUCCCUCACCUCUGACCGUGAACUCUCAAAUUCCCGAACUCAAGUCCCCCGGUCAAGCAAUCGAUUUGGUGACGGUCACAGGGGGAAGCUCUCCGGAUCUUAGCAAAGCUCGAGAAAUUCAGACUGGAACUCCCCAACCCCAGAGCGCCACAGUGAUACCCUUACAGGCUGCAGCCAGCGUAGCACAGUCGUAUAGUUCGGCUCAGGUGUUUCCUGAUGUUCCGUCGUCGCAGUCCGGUUAUGAGCCUCUAGGUGUCGGACAAUAUAGUGUCCUUGCCAAUGCUGUGGUCACCGUGCCACAGUACAUCGCCCAGAGUUCCCUGACCAGCCGGACAUCAGGGUCCACUGUUUAUACACUGACCGCUACGGAUUACUACAAAGAUUUGUAUGCUUAUGUUGGUUCUCCGGUUACGGAACAGUGUCAAACCGGUCGUCAACAUAUUGCUUCAUACUCUGACACUGUCGAAAACGUAGCCUUUGUUGACCGAUACAUACGUCAGAACAGCAGCUACAAAACAGGCUUGCAUGGGUUAACCGUUGACCUUCCUUCCCCUGACAGUGGAAUUGGAGAAGCUACGAUUACACCAAGAGAUGGUGCUGGUCUUCCACAAAUCUUUGACUACUCGGACUUAUCUCAGACUCCCAAUCUUCUUCAGUCAUCCGACCAACCAACGACUCCUAGUGGCAGACCAGCAAGUUCACAAGGGACAAAACGACAGUGGCGCGAAUUCGGACGAAAUACAGAAGCUGAAAAAAUACAGAUACCAAGACUAUAUUCUGAUGUUGGUUUCCGAUAUUUCCUCGAAGCUUCCAUUUCUACCAGUCAAAGACGGGAAGAUGACAGAAUAACUUAUAUUAAUAAAGGGCAGUUCUACGGCAUCACAUUAGAAUAUAUUCCGGAUCCAGACAAGCCUCUGAGAAAUGCAACUGUCAGAGGGGCGGAGCGUAAAACUCGAGAUGAAGAAAGGAGAGCAGCGAAGCGCAGAUUGACUGCAACAGGAAGUACCAGGAAAAAAAUGGAAGAAAUGUACCACCCGCCAAGUGACAGAUCAGAAUUUUACUCCAUGAGUGACCUGUCCAAACCUCCAGCCUUCUUCAACCCAACUAUAGACAUGGAUAAACUCACCCAAAACAAGAUCUCGGGGAUAGAAUUAUCUCUGUAUACUACUUCACCAUCCAGCCACCAGGCGGCUAUUGAGGACCAACUUAAUGAAAGUGAAUCUCGUGACAAAAGUGAUGAUAGCAGUGCCAAUAGUGACUUGGUUUCUCGCCACCUGGUGAUGCCUAAAAGAAUGAAACUUUUCCCAACAGACAGAGUUCUUAUUUAUGCCAGACGGGAGGAUGAAGAGAUAUUCCACACCUUUCAUUUAGUCCCUCCCUCUCUUGCUGGCUUGGCAUCUGCGGUGGAAUCCAAGUACCAGAUUUCGAAGCAGAACAUCAGAAAUAUUUACAAGCGCUGUAAAAAAGGUAUUACUGUGCACAUGGACGACGAAAUCAUCCAACACUACUCCAACGAAGACACUUUUCUCAUUGAGUUCAAACAAGUGGGCAACGAUUUAUUUGAUGUAACGAUGGUGGAACUAUGAAGCCAGAAUGUGUUGUCAUAGUUGGUGGAAUGGGAAGCCUCACUGUUGGAUUACAGAACUGCAAUAUCAGAGACAAUAAAAGAUAAAGAGUUUAAAUCUUAUUGUGGAUAAAUCUGAAUGUGUUAGCUCGUCCCAGGUGCUUCCUUUUCACAGUAUGCUGGGAAAUUCCACUUUGUCUACUGCUACUUUUGGAUGAAGAGAACAUUAUUAAAUGCUAUGUGAAAAUGUGUGUGUUCUUUUAGAAGCCUUUGGAAGCUAAGAUGGAGAAUUAAACUCUGAUGAAAUUGGCAUAAAAUUAAUGAUGAAAAUGCAAGAAAGUGGGGUUUAUGAUUUUGCAUAUUUUAGCAUAAUUAAUGAAUAAAGUUAUUCUUUAAUAUUUCACUGCAACAUAUAAACAAUGUUUUUGUCAUUUUACUUACUUACAAGACUAAUUUGGAAAUAAU
Limulus polyphemus (Atlantic horseshoe crab) is the source of this 2888-nucleotide messenger RNA. RefSeq names its product protein grainyhead-like. Gene Ontology annotation, molecular function: RNA polymerase II cis-regulatory region sequence-specific DNA binding; DNA-binding transcription activator activity, RNA polymerase II-specific. NCBI's taxonomy places the organism in Eukaryota, Metazoa, Arthropoda, Merostomata, Xiphosura, Limulidae. Bases 19 to 2445 code for a protein of 808 amino acids. The transcript is spliced from 14 exons. Gene Ontology annotation, cellular component: nucleus. Gene Ontology annotation, biological process: regulation of transcription by RNA polymerase II. The record is from RefSeq and is a predicted model, not a curated record.